GCGGCGGCGGCCCGGCCCGCGGCGUUUCCUAGCAGCGGGCGCCGCCAUGUCGCCGCGGCGCGGCGGGCCGCUGGGCUACGCGCUGCUGUGCGGGCAGGCCGCGCUGCUGCUCGGCAACCUGCUGCUGCUGCACGGCGCCUCCCGCGCCGCGCCCAACAACGCCUCCGAGCCCGACGCGCCGGGGCCGGACCCGCCCGCCGCCGCCUGGGCCUACAGCGACCCGCAGGCGCCGCUCGUGCUCUGCACCUACCUCCCCGAGGAGUUCGUGGAGUGCGAGGAGCCCGUGGACCACGGCGGCAACGCCACGGCGCAGCAGGAGCUGGGGCACGGCUGCGUCAAGUUCGGCGGGCAGGCGCACGGCGACGUGGACCACACGCGGGUGCAGUGCCGGGCGCUGGACGGCAUCGAGUGCGCCGAGCCGCGGAGCUUCCUGCGCGGCAGCAAGCCCUGCAUCAGGUACACCGGACACUAUUUUAUAACCACUUUGCUCUACUCGUUUUUCCUGGGUUGCUUCGGAGUGGAUCGCUUCUGCCUGGGCCACACGGGGACCGCCGUGGGGAAGCUGCUGACGCUCGGAGGCCUCGGGAUCUGGUGGUUCGUGGAUCUGAUUCUCCUCAUCACCGGAGGGCUGAUGCCCAGCGAUGGCAGCAACUGGUGCACCGUGUACUGACAGGAGCAAAGCUGCUUCCAGAGAAAACCACAGCGUCUCCGCAGGACUGGAGAUGGACGCUUCCACUUGCUGCGUAGCAUCAGAACAGACUUCUCGUGCGGGUUUCUGCCUCGUACAAACGUGGAUUUACAAAGCUGUAACUUGAUCUGCAGAACAAUUACUCUUAUUAAUUCCUCUGUACAGGCCGUGGACACAAAAUUGUUCAGUAUAUAUUUUGCUUGUUUACAAUAAUCUGGGCUUUUUUCCCCUCAACUGGUAAGAGUUUAAGAACUCAGAUCUUGCAAACACUGGCAGUCAAAUUAAUCUUAAUAAAGUCUGGAAAGAGCUGA
Messenger RNA from Oxyura jamaicensis (ruddy duck), 999 nucleotides. It is a transcript of the gene TM2D2, whose product is annotated as TM2 domain containing 2. Lineage: Eukaryota; Metazoa; Chordata; Aves; Anseriformes; Anatidae. The record is from RefSeq and is a predicted model, not a curated record. The transcript has 4 exons. The coding region runs from base 47 to 670 and encodes 207 amino acids.